Molecule: messenger RNA, 1370 nt
Organism: Camelina sativa (false flax)
Lineage: Eukaryota; Viridiplantae; Streptophyta; Magnoliopsida; Brassicales; Brassicaceae
Source: RefSeq, a predicted model, not a curated record
UUUCUGCUGAAUCAGAUCUUUGUUCAAUCGAUUGUAGUCCCAAAUCGUUUAAUUUUGGGUAUAGAUCUUCUCGUUUAAUUUUGGGUAUAGAUCUUUCUUUUUUCCCUUUUUGUUCAAUCGUUUAAUUUUGGGUAUAGAUCUUCAUUUGUUUUCCUCUUUGUAUAAUCAAUUGUAAUAGAUCUUCUCGUUUUCAAGUUAGGAGCUCAAAAUCAUAGUAACAGAAACAGUUAUUUCAAUGGAAGCUAAAGAAAUCGUAUGCUGCAUCCUCGCAAUGAGCGCUAAACCGAAACUCACACAACAAGAAACAGUUGUUUCAAUGGAAGCUAAAGAAAUCAUAUGUUGCAUCCCCGCAAGAAACGUUAUACCAAAACUCACACAACAAGAAACAGUUGUUUCAAUGGAAGCUAAAGAAAUUGUAUGCUGCAUCCCCGCGAUGAACGUUAUACCAAAACUCACACAACAAGAAACAGUUGUUUCAAUGGAAGCUAAAGAAAUCAUAUGCUGCAUCCCCGCAAGAAACGUUAUACCAAAACUCACACAACAAGAAACAGUUGUUUCAAUGGAAGCUAAAGAAAUUGUAUGCUGCAUCCCCGCGAUGAACGUUAUACCAAAACUCACACAACAAGAAACAGUUGUUUCAAUGGAAGCUAAAGAAAUCAUAUGCUGCAUCCCCGCAAGAAACGUUAUACCAAAACUCACACAACAAGAAACAGUUGUUUCAAUGGAAGCUAAAGAAAUUGUAUGCUGCAUCCCCGCGAUGAACGUUAUACCAAAACUCACACAACAAGAAACAGUUGUUUCAAUGGAAGCUAAAGAAAUCAUAUGCUGCAUCCCCGCAAGAAACGUUAUACCAAAACUCACACAACAAGAAACAGUUGUUUCAAUGGAAGCUGAAGAAAUUGUAUGUUGCAUCCCCGCGAUGAAAGUUAUACCAAAACUCACACAACAAGAAACAGUUGUUUCAAUGGAAGCUAAAGAAAUCAUAUGUUGCAUCCCCGCAAGGAACGUUAUACCGAAACUCACACAACAAGAAACAAUUGUUUCAAUGAAAGCUAAAGAAAUUGUAUGCUGCAUCCCCGCGAUGAACGUUAUACCAAAACUCACACAACAAGGUGAGCAAGAUCAAGAAGAUCCACUGUUCAUCCGAAACCUCUCAAACAAUGCACUCAACUCCACUCCUAUGAAACGCCCAAAAGUAGAAAAAGGAGGGUCCUCAGGAGGCAACGCUCCUUGAAGAAUAAUGGCAUGGUAGCAAUCACUCUUAGAGUUCAUGUUAUGUUUAGACUUUGUUAACUUUAAAACUUUAUGUAAUAUGAUAUUUUAUGAUAUCAUUGUCUUUCAUAAAUUAAAGCAAAUUACAUUUUAUUCAA